Messenger RNA from Carassius auratus (goldfish), 715 nucleotides. Its product is annotated as H/ACA ribonucleoprotein complex subunit DKC1-like. Bases 124 to 438 code for a protein of 104 amino acids. Lineage: Eukaryota; Metazoa; Chordata; Actinopteri; Cypriniformes; Cyprinidae. The record is from RefSeq and is a predicted model, not a curated record. The transcript has 3 exons.
CCUAGAGGGAGUCUGUCUGCUAAAGCCAAACCCUGAGCCCAGGACCGUGCUGUCUGCAGCGUGCCGGACAGCCUCUGAGCUCGGUGGACAAACCCUCACACUUCCUGCACACUCGUCAGCUGCAUGUGUUCAGCACUAAAUGAAGUUUAUUUCUCCUCUCCUAGCACACCCAAGGUGAAAAAGAGUGCAGAGGCCGAGCCGACGGCGUCAAAGAGGAAACGAGAUGAGAGCGGAAGCGAGAGUGAAGCGGCGGCCGCUCAGGAGACACAGACUGAAGAGGAAAUCAAGAAGGAGAAGAAGAAAAAGAAGAAAGAAAAGAAACUGAAGCUGGCAGAAGAGGCUGAGGCUCCAGCAGAGGAAGAAACUGAGGUUACGGAGAGCGCAAAGAAGAAGAAAAAGAAGAAAAAGUCUAAAGAUGCCGAGGCUGGCUCCGAGUGAACAGAGACUCAUUGCAGCAGUGGAUUUAACAGUAGACUUGUCCAGUGGAAACCUGUUCUUCCACCUUCACCCAGCUGUCAGUGUCCAGAGUUCACGAGUCUGACUGAAAAUGGUUGUGGUUCAGGUUAUAUAUGUAUAUGUCCAAAUGAAACCCAUAUUGCCUGGGUUUCAUUCAUGUAUUUGAAUGGAUUUUUUUUAUUUUUAUUGUAAAUACAGAAAUUGUAAUGAAAUGAAACAUAUCUGACUUUGUACAAAAAAAAGAGCCUUAUUUCCUUCA